Molecule: messenger RNA, 1203 nt
Organism: Saccharomycodes ludwigii
Lineage: Eukaryota; Fungi; Ascomycota; Saccharomycetes; Saccharomycodales; Saccharomycodaceae
Gene: MUM3
Product: Mum3p
Exons: 1
Coding region: 1-1203 (400 amino acids)
Cellular component (GO): endomembrane system
Molecular function (GO): acyltransferase activity
Source: RefSeq, a predicted model, not a curated record
AUGGGUUCCAAAAUUAUAUUUGCCAUUUUAGAACUUAUCCAUUUAAUACCCAUCAUUGGAAAAACUAUCUUUAACCAAUUAAAUAAAACUUAUUUUUACAUACAAACUACUUUUAUCCCGUAUGCAUAUUUGCUAAAGGUUUGUUUAGAGCAAUAUUUUUGGAACAUUGUUUUGCAAUUAUCCAUUAAUAAUGCCAAUGUUUCCAUAGUAAUUACUGGUGAUGAAUAUUCAGCUGCAAUUUUUAAAAAACAUAGUGAAAAAGAAGAGGAGUUUAAAGGAAUAACUAAAAAAAUAUUUACCACUGACUAUGAUACUGAAGGUAAUGCCAUUUUUAUAAGCAACCAUAGGUCAAUAUUUGAUUAUCUGAUUAUAAAUCAUAUUGUUCAAAAAAACCAGCAAUUGGAGUGUUUUUCUGAUUUUUAUUCCAAAAUAGUUAAAAAUGGAAUGGUUGAUGAAACAAAGUUUAUUUCUUGGAGCAGUAUCAACAGUAUACCGAAAUUAUCGACUCUAUUUAGAACGAUUUCCCGUGAUGAAAAUUGUAAAAUCACACCUAAAAGAAUCAGUGAAAAAAUAAUGAAAAAUAAUUUAUCAAUAUCCACAAAAAAUGAACUAACUCAUCGUUACAAUUUUGUUAUAUUUCCCGAGGUUAAUAUCUUAACCAACGAGGUUAAAUUAAUUCAGAAUAAAAUAUGUACACAGAGCAAUAUUAAAAACUUUAAUAAUUUAUUAUAUCCAAGGUUUAAAAAUUUUUGUGCAAUAUUAAAACUAUUCAGGUACUAUAACAAACUAAAAGAAGAAACUGAAAAAAGUAAUAAGGAUAAAAAAAUAAUAUUGAAAGAGGCAUCUGUUACCAAAGAUAUUCUUCCAUCCAAAAAUUUAAAUAAAACAGCAACAAGCUUUUCUAAAUGGUUGUAUGAUAUUACCAUUGUUUAUUAUCAACCAAUUCUAGUUAAAAAAAUUGAUGAGGAAAAGGAUCAAAGUUAUUACAAAUUACUGCAAAUAACACCAUCAUUUUUACAAAUGAUAUCAAAAUCGAAAGAAAAUAUGCCGAUUAUUGUAAGAGUGAAUAUCCAAAAAAAGGAUAUAACUAGGUUAGUAAAAAUGAAGGAAAAACAAUGGGAAAAAUGGUUAGAAAGCGAAUGGAAAGAGAAGGAUAAACUUAUAGAUAUAUUUGAAACCAAUAUAAAAUUAAUUAAUGAAUGA